Messenger RNA from Arachis ipaensis, 600 nucleotides. The record is from RefSeq and is a predicted model, not a curated record. Lineage: Eukaryota; Viridiplantae; Streptophyta; Magnoliopsida; Fabales; Fabaceae.
AUGGCACUGUUUUUAAGUAGGAAGAGUUGUAGGUUGAGAUGGUUCAACCAACUAGAUCCAAAGAAUCCAUUCAGGAAGAGUUGUAGGUUGAGAUGGUUCAACCAACUAGAUCCAAGAAUAAAGAAGAAUCCAUUCAGUGAAGAGGAGGAAGAGAGGCUAAUGGAAGCACAUAGAGUGUAUGGCAAAAAAUGGGCUAUGAUUGCAAGGCUUUUUCCUGGCAGAACAGAUAAUGCUAUCAAGAACCACUGGCAUGUUAUCAUGGCCAGAUACUACAGGGAGCAAAAAUCCUUUCCUUCAAGGACCAAUAGGAAAAUCAGAAGAUAUAAUAAUAAUAACCGUCAGAGCCUUCUCUUCAGUAGAAAUAACAUCACCACCAGUACUACUAGUGGUUAUUAUGGUGGUCAGUUUAUUAAUGGUUCAGCAACUAUUACUCACAUGGCUACUGCUUGUUGGAGACAACAACAAGAUAAUAAUAAUGAAGAGGACCCUAAUGGCUUCUAUAAUCAACAACAGUUUCCUUUUGAUUAUUGUUUCUUCUCUGCUGGUAAGUGUUCUUUAUUUCAUUCAUCUCAUGUAUCUCAUGUAUUAUUUUAAUGGUGA